Molecule: messenger RNA, 4784 nt
Organism: Rhinopithecus roxellana (golden snub-nosed monkey)
Lineage: Eukaryota; Metazoa; Chordata; Mammalia; Primates; Cercopithecidae
Gene: MROH1
Product: maestro heat like repeat family member 1
Exons: 32
Coding region: 32-3844 (1270 amino acids)
Cellular component (GO): cytoplasm
Molecular function (GO): protein binding
Source: RefSeq, a predicted model, not a curated record
CCGAAAGUUCUUAGAACACACAGCUGCUCAGAUGGAAGAUAAAAAGCCCUUUAUCCUCUCUUCCAUGAGGCUUCCUCUCCUGGACACCAACAGCAAGGUGAAGCGGGCAGUGGUGCAGGUGAUCAGUGCCAUGGCCCACCACGGCUACCUGGAGCAGCCUGGAGGUGAGGUGAUGAUUGAGUACAUCGUGCAGCAGUGCGCGCUGCCCCCCGAGCAGGAGCCUGAGAAGCCAGGUCCCAGCAGCAAGGACCCCAAGGCCGACAGUGUGCGGGCCGUCAGCGUGCGCACCCUCUACCUGGUCAGCACCACCGUGGACAGGAUGAGUCACGUCCUCUGGCCGUACCUGCUCCAAUUCCUCACUCCUGUGCGCUUCACCAGGGCCCUGACUCCGCUCUGCAGGAGCCUCGUGCAUCUGGCGCAGAAGAGGCAGGAGGCCGGGGCGGACGCCUUCCUCAUCCAGUACGACGCCCAUGCGAGCCUCCCGUCUCCCUAUGCUGUAACCGCAAGACUGUUGGUUGUGUCUUCCAGCCCCUACCUGGGGGACGGACGUGGGGUGGCGGCGCUGCGUCUCCUCAGUGUUCUGCACCCUAACAUUCACCCUUUGCUGGGUCAGCAUUGGGAGACGACUGUCCCGCUGCUGCUGGGGUACCUGGAUGAGCACACGGAAGAGACCCUGCCACAGGAGGAGUGGGAGGAGAAGCUGCUGAUGUUCCUGCAAGACACCCUGGCCAUCGUUUCUGACAACACGUGGAUCUGCCAGCUGAGCCUGGAGCUGUGCAGGCAGCUGCCCUGCUAUGAUGAGGCACCCCAGGAGAAGAACUUCCUGUACAAAUGCAUAGGAACCACCCUGGGUGCUGCUUCAAGUAAGGAGGUGGUGAGGAAGCACCUUCAAGAGCUGCUGGAAACAGCCAGAUACCAGGAGGAGGCAGAACGUGAGGGCCUCGCCUGCUGCUUCGGGAUCUGUGCCAUCUCCCACCUCGAGGACACGCUGGCCCAGCUGGAGGACUUCGUGAGGUCAGAGGUCUUCAGAAAAUCCAUCGGCAUUCUCAACAUUUUUAAGGAUCGAAGCGAGAACGAGGUAGAGAAGGUGAAGAGUGCUCUGGUCCUGUGCUACGGGCACGUGGCGGCCCGGGCCCCCCAGGAGCUGGUGCUGGCCAAAGUGGAGUCAGACAUCCUCCGGAACAUCUGCCAGCACUUCAACACCAAGGUUCUGGGAGUAAAGGUAGAAACCAAGGACCCAGCCUUGAAGCUGUGCCUCGUCCAGAGUGUGUGCAUGGUCAGCCGCGCCAUCUGCAGCAGCACCCAGGCUGGCUCCUUCCACUUCACCCGGAAAGCAGAGCUGGUGGCACAGAUGAUGGAGUUAAUCAGGGCAGAGCCCCCGGACUCCCUGAGGACACCUAUUCGGAAGAAAGCCAUGCUCACCUGCACUUACUUGGUCUCUGUGGAGCCGGCGCUGGACGAGCAGGCCCAGGCGGAUGUGAUCCGUAGCUGCCUGCACAGCGUCAUGGCCCUGCUGCCUGAGCCCAAGGAGGAGGACGGAGGCUGCCAGAAGUCCCUGUAUCUGGAGACACUGCACGCCCUUGAGGGUCUGCUGACGAGCCUCCUGCAGCGGAACAUGACCCCCCAAGGCCUGCAGAUCAUGAUUGAGCACCUGAGCCCGUGGAUCAAGUCCCCAAGAGGUCACGAGCGGGCGCGGGCCCUGGGCCUGAGCGCCCUCCUGCUGCGCCACUUCCUGGAGCAGCUGCGUGUCAGCGCCCUGGUGCCCUUCCACAACCUGGGCCUUCUUGUUGGCCUCUUCUCCCCACGGUGCGCGGACCUGUGGCCUGUCACCCGCCAGGAAGCCGUCGACUGCGUCUACUCCCUGCUCUACCUCCAGCUUGGCUAUGAGGGCUUCUCCCGGGACUACCGCGAUGACGUGGCGGAGCGGCUCCUCAGCCUCAAGGAUGGCCUCGCGCACCCUGACCCCACCAUUCUCUUCCACACCUGCCACAGCAUAGGCCAGAUUAUUGCCAAGCGCCUCCCACCUGACCAGCUCAUCAGCCUCUUGCUAACCAUGUUUGAGGCCCUGGGAGACCCCGAAAAGAACUGCUCCCGAGCAGCUACCGUCAUGAUCAACUGCCUGCUGCAGGAGCGGGGCGGCGUGCUCCAGGAGAAGGUGCCUGAGAUCGUGAGUGUGCUGCGCUCCAAGCUUCAGGAGGCCCAGGGAGAGCACGUCCUGCCGGCUGCCCAGCACAGCGUGUACCUCCUGGCCACCCAGCACUGCGCGGCCGUGGUGUCCAGCCUCCUGGGCAGCCCCCUGCCCUUGGACAGCCAUACCUCCAUGCUGUGGCGGGCGCUGGCGGUGGAGCCUCGCCUGGCUGCUCAGGUCCUGGGACUACUGCUGGAGAAGAUGAGUAGGGACGUCCCAUUCAAGGAGACCCGGGCCUUCCUGCUGGGCCGCACCCCAGACCGUGUGGCCACGCUGCUGCCUCUCUCGGCCACCUGUGCACUAUUCGAGGUCCUGUCCACGCCUGCAGCGGGGCCUGCGGUGCUAGAGCUCUACCCGCAGCUGUUCGUGGCGCUUCUGCUGCGUGUCAGCUGCACCGUGGGUGUCCAGCUGCCCCGGAACCUGCAGGCCCAGGAAAGGAGGGGAGCCAGUCCAGCCCUAGCCGCCAGGAACCUGGAACCCUGCAGCUCUGCAGUGGACACCCUGCGGGCCGUGCUGCUCCGCAGCGGCAGCGAGGACGUGGCACAGCGCAUGGACCUAGAGGGAGGCUGGGAGCUGCUCAGGACCUCGGCGGGGCAUGAGGAGGGGGCCACCAGGUUGGCCAGGGCCAUGGCUGAGCAUGCAGGGCCCCGGCUCCCCCUGGUGCUGAAGACACUGGCUUGCACACACAGCAGUGCAUAUGAGAACCAGAAGGUGACCACCACCGCCUUCCUGGCCGAGCUGCUGAACAGCAACGUGGCCAACGACCUGAUGCUCUUGGACUCGCUGCUGGAGAGCCUGGCGGCUCGCCAGAAGGACACAUGCGCCAGCGUGCGAAGGCUGGUGCUCCGCGGCCUGGCCAACCUGGCCUCCGGCUGCCCUGAUAAGGUGCGAGCCCACGGCCCCCAGCUCCUCACAGCCAUGAUUGGCGGGCUAGACGACGGGGACAACCCUCACAGCCCGGUGGCCCUGGAGGCCAUGCUGGGCCUUGCAAGGCUGGUGCACCUGGUGGAGGCCUGGGACCUGCGCUCAGGGCUGCUGCACGUGGCCAUCCGCAUCCGGCCUUUCUUCGACAGCGAGAAGAUGGAGUUCCGCACAGCAUCCAUCUCCCUCUUUGGGCACCUGAACAAAGUCUGCCAUGGAGACUGUGAGGACGUCUUCCUCGAGCAGGUGGUGGGUGGGCUGGCGCCCCUGCUGCUGCACCUGCAGGACCCUCAGGCCGCCGUGGCCAGCGCCUGCAGGUUCGCCCUGCGCAUGUGUGGCCCCAACCUGGCGUGUGAAGAGCUCUCAGCCGCUUUCCAGAAACACCUGCAGGAGGGACGGGCCCUGCACUUCGGGGAGUUCCUCAACACCACCUGCAAGCACCUGAUGCACCAUUUCCCAGACCUCCUGGGCCGCCUGCUGACCACCUGCCUGUUCUACUUCAAGAGCAGCUGGGAGGACGUCCGAGCUGCUGCACCACUGUUCACUGGUGAGCAGCACCCCCUGCCCCGCCCCCAUGCCACCCGGCAGCCCUGCCUGAUGCCCCCACUUCACAGGGUUCCUGGUGCUGCAUGCAGAGCCCAGGCAGCAGCCGCAGGUGGACCUGGAUCAGCUCAUUUCGGCGCUCCAGAUCCUGCUGAAGGACCCGGCCCCCGAGGUGCGGACCAGGGCUGCUGAGGCCCUGGGCCGCCUGGUGAAGCUCGCCUGAGGCUCCGGCCGGCGCCCCCAGCAAGGAGUACACACCCAGACCUGUGCCUGAGCUCCAAGACAGGGCCUCCCGAGGACCCCAGCCUGGGCACACAGCUGGAGGGGCCUGGCCCCAGAACACGCCCUGCCAGGGACCAAACCGCAGCCCCUCAGUGAGGCCAGACAGGGUGUGGGAGUCUGUGUGCCCAAUAAACUCAUCUGCUCCCAGCGAGUGACUGACAGGAUGCAGUGCCGCGGCCUCUUAGGGGACGGGCCAGAGGGUGCCCUGGGCUGGGCGUGUUGUCCCCACUGUUUUUGCAAAAUUGAGGGGAAGGCUCGGCGCUGUGGUGGGGGCGGCUUUGUUGGCAACCCCAAUUCAAGAAGGUGGGAGCACCAGGCAGCGCAGAGUAAGGCUCUAUUGACUUCAGCACAACCGCCCCAGCCUGACGUCGGCGGGACAGCUAGGUGAAGAGGCGGAUGGUCCCGUCUGCCCCCGAGGAGAAGACCCAUGGCUGGGUGGGGUGGAAGACGACGUCCAGCACUCCCAGGUCUCGUGUCAGCGCGUGUCCCUUCAGCACCUUGACGGGCACCAGCAGGGGGUUCUGCAGAAGGUCACUGUGGGGACGAGGAGGGCUCAGGACAUGGACAGACACUACUGCCCUGGGGAGGGGGCCAGGCAGGGUCAGCACUCACUUGUACACCAUGCCAUGGCAGACGAUGACGCUGCCGUCGUCUGAGCCUGACGCGAAGAGUGGGUACCGGGGGUGGAAGGCCACAGCCCGCAGAGCCUUCUUGUGGUGUCUGGGAGAAGGAAACCAGGUGGAAGGCAGGCUCAGGCUGGAGGGAGGGGCUCUGCUGGCCUCCUCCACCCCCAGCUCUCCUCACCUCAGCAUCCUGUAUGGCUUGGUGGAAAGAUCCAGGUCAAACCACA